AUUAACCUUAUUUGUUUCACAUAUUUGUCUAUAUAUUUCACAAACCUUAUUCAUAUCUCUUAAUUAAAACUACUGUGAGCUAUGGGUCUUCAGAUUACGCAUACGCCGGUGCUCUCCAGAAUUGUAUACUCUGUUCGAUCUUCAAAUAGCCGCAUUCGGUCACCGUCCUCUGAAUUGGUUAUGAAGUGGUUUCUGUUCUUUGUGCUGGCAAUCGGCCAGGGUUUAUGUGCAUCCACGGCCAACUCAGUGUCUGGUUAUAACUACUAUCGUUUGCCAACGUCUUUGAAGCCUCAAAAGUAUUAUUUGCGUAUCCUAACAUUGCUGGACAAUCCAGAUGAACUUCGCUUUACCGGAACUGUGAAAAUCGUUAUUGAAGCCCUGGAAAAUACCAGGAACAUAACGCUGCACUCGAAGAAUCUAACCAUCGAUGACUCAGAGAUAACUCUUCGACUCAUCAGCGGAAAAGGAACUAGGGAUAUCUGUGUGUCCUCCACAUCAGUGAACCCCGUCCACGACUUCUAUAUUCUUAACACCUGUGAGGAACUCUUGGCAGGAAAUGUUUACAAGCUGAGCUUGCCCUUCUCGGCAGAUUUAAGUCGACAACUUAUUGGCUACUAUCGCAGUUCUUACAUAGAUCCCGAUGCUAACGUUACGCGAUGGUUGUCUGCCACCCAAUUUGAACCGGCUUCGGCUCGAAAGGCCUUUCCCUGCUUCGAUGAGCCAGCUUACAAGGCCUCCUUUGUGGUCACAUUGGGCUAUCACAAGAAGUUCACGGGUCUUAGCAAUAUGCCUGUAAAGGAAACAAAGCCCCAUGAAUACCUUCCCGACUACAUAUGGACCUACUUCGAAGAGUCAGUGCCCAUGUCCACUUACCUGGUGGCAUAUUCCGUUAACGAUUUUGCCAACAAGCCUUCGACUCUUCCAAAUGGCGCUCUGUUCCGCACCUGGGCCAGACCCAAUGCCAUCGACCAGUGUGACUUUGCCGCCGAGUUUGGACCCAGAGUACUGCAAUACUAUGAGCAGUUCUUCGGCAUAAAGUACCCCCUCCCCAAGAUCGAUCAGAUGGCUGUUCCCGAUUUCAGUGCCGGUGCCAUGGAGAACUGGGGCCUGGUGAAUUAUAGAGAGUCCACACUUCUCUUCUCGGAGAACCACUCCUCCCUGGCGGACAAGCAGGACCUUGCGAUUGUCAUAGCUCAUGAGCUGGCCCAUCAGUGGUUCGGAAAUCUGGUCACGAUGAAGUGGUGGACGGACCUCUGGCUUAACGAGGGAUUCGCCACUUAUGUGGCCAGUUUGGGAGUGGAGGACAUCCACCCGGAGUGGAAUUCAAAAGACAGGGGUUCAUUGUACGCAAUUGUGACCGCCUUCCGUCUGGACUCUUUGAUUAGUAGUCACCCAAUAUCGAGGCCCAUUCAAAUGGUAACGGAGAUAGAAGAGAGCUUCGACUCUAUCUCGUACCAGAAGGGAUCUAGUGUGCUGCGUAUGAUGCAUUUGUUCAUGGGCGAAGACGCCUUCCGAUCCGGAGUGAAGUCGUAUCUGCAGUUGUACACCUACAAGAAUGCCGAACAGGAUAAUCUUUGGGAGUCCCUCACUCAAGCUGCACAUAAAACUGGAGCACUGCCCACAAACUAUGAAAUCAAGACCAUUAUGGACUCGUGGACUUUGCAAACCGGUUAUCCCAUGGUCAAUGUGACCCGUGAUUAUACGGCAGGAACAGCCAAGCUCAGCCAGGAACGUUAUUUGAGGAAUACCGAGAUAUCUCGAGCCCAGUGUGUUGGAUGUUGGUGGAUACCACUGAGCUUCACGACCCAGAAUGAGAAGGACUUUGGUAAUACGGCGCCCAAGGCUUGGAUGGAGUGCACCAGGACUGGCGAGAGCAUUCCCAAGUCCAUACAGGAUCUCCCUGGACCCGAUCAGUGGGUGAUAUUUAACAACCAGCUGUCGACACCAUACAAAGUGAACUACGAUACUCAGAAUUGGAAACUUUUGAUCAAGACUUUGAACAGCGAGGAUUUCAGGAAAAUUCACGUUAUGAAUAGAGCCCAGCUUAUAGACGAUGUCCUGUACUUCGCUUGGACGGGGGAACAGGACUACGAGACCGCACUCCAGGUGACCGACUAUCUGCAAAGGGAGCGGGAUCUGCUUCCCUGGAGAUCGGCCUUUAACAAUCUCAAGUUGCUGAAUCGCAUUCUCCGGCAAACUCCGAACUUUGUGUUCUUUAAGCGCUACAUCAAGAAGCUAUUAAGUCCAAUCUACGAAGACCUGAACGGCAUAAACGACACAUUCAGCUCGCUUCAGCAUCAGGACCAGAUUCUGCUGAAAACGACGGUGGUCGAUUGGGCAUGCCAGUACCAGGUGUCCGAUUGCGUACCCCGGGCACGGUCCCACUUCCGCAGUUGGCAAUCCGAGCCCAAUCCCGACGAGAACAACCCGAUUCCGGUCAACUUUCGCAGCGCUGUGUACUGCGCGGCAAUAAAGUACGGCACUGAUGAGGAUUGGGAGUUCCUUUGGGCGCGAUACAAGAACUCCAAUGUGGGAUCCGAGAAGCAGACCAUUUUGAGCACCCUUGGUUGCUCGAGAGAAGUUUGGAUAUUGCAGCGCUAUCUGGAAAGGUCCUUCAAUCCCAAGGGAGGCAUUCGCAAGCAGGAUUCCUCGCUUACUUUCCAGUCAGUGGCCUCACGGGAAGCCGGAGUCCUGUUGGCCAAGAAGUACUUAACAGAUAAUGUGGAUCUUAUUCACAAGUACUAUUAUCCCCAGACAAGGAGCAUGUCUCGACUUUUCUCGCAAAUUUCCGAGCAAAUCAUCACGACGAGUGACCUGAAUGGGUUUAGAGCCUUUGUCACCAAUUCUCGACAGUACCUGAAGGGCCUUAAUCAGGCGAUCCAGCAGAGCUUGGAGAUCAUGCUGACCAAUGUGCAGUGGAUGAAACGAAACUAUCACCAGUUUUCGGUCUCCAUACAGCAGCACUUGUAGAUUGUCUAAAAUCCCCUAAAACCCCUUGUUAAUAAACAAUGUUCUAUAGUAUUAUAUUAUAUACGUAGUUCAAAAAGA
Molecule: messenger RNA, 3048 nt
Organism: Drosophila biarmipes
Lineage: Eukaryota; Metazoa; Arthropoda; Insecta; Diptera; Drosophilidae
Product: aminopeptidase N
Exons: 8
Coding region: 82-2970 (962 amino acids)
Biological process (GO): proteolysis; peptide catabolic process
Cellular component (GO): cytoplasm
Molecular function (GO): zinc ion binding; peptide binding; metalloaminopeptidase activity
Source: RefSeq, a predicted model, not a curated record